Molecule: messenger RNA, 1228 nt
Organism: Cucurbita moschata (crookneck pumpkin)
Lineage: Eukaryota; Viridiplantae; Streptophyta; Magnoliopsida; Cucurbitales; Cucurbitaceae
Product: CDK-activating kinase assembly factor MAT1
Exons: 7
Coding region: 419-988 (189 amino acids)
Biological process (GO): regulation of cyclin-dependent protein serine/threonine kinase activity; regulation of transcription by RNA polymerase II; DNA repair
Cellular component (GO): transcription factor TFIIH holo complex
Source: RefSeq, a predicted model, not a curated record
CCACCUCCAAACUAGCAAACUCCCCUUCUUCAGGAAUCAGGGCUCAUUUGAGGGACCGUCUCCGCCGCUAAGGAUCUGAAACCUUUACUGCGGUUCAGGAUCUUUUUUGGAUGAACCAAAGUUGAGACUACUAUACCGCGUCGAAAUCUCCACAACAAUUUACACGGGUUAACCAGUUAUAGAUUUCUAGUUUCUUCUGUCGUGCUCUGUUUGCCCAACGAAUCAGUACUUCAACGAGCUUACUAAUUCGUUUCCAAGCUAUCAAUCGUAUUUGACCGUCUUUUGUUUCUUUUUUAAUGAUCCUAACGUGCCAUGGGCAUCUCUUGAUGCAAGGCUGUACUGGUCUAUUCUCGUGGGUAUGGCUUUGCAAGCAAGUGAAAUAUAGAUAGAGAAAGAAAAAAGCUGAAAAGCAACAACAAUGGUUGUCUCCAGCGGUGUUUCUCAUAGUAAGGAAAUCAGUAUCAGGAGGAGGAUUGCUAGCAUAUUCAACAAGAGAGAAGAUGAUUUCCCAUCCCUGAGAGAGUACAAUGAUUAUCUGGAAGAAGUGGAGGACAUGACUUUUAACUUGAUUGAAGGCAUAGAUGUUCAAGCUAUUGAAGCAAAAAUUGCUAGAUAUCAAGAAGAAAAUGCCGAACAAAUAAUGGUCAACCGAGCUCGCAAGGCUGAAGAAUAUGCUGCAGCCCUUGCAGCAAGCAAGGGAAUUCCCGCACAGACAGACAAUGAUGUGGCUGCAGAUCAAAGCUUCCAAGCAGGAUUAAGCACAGGCACACAAGGUCAGUAUGCACCUACAUUUGCUGGAGGGCAGCCACGACCUACAGGCCAACCUGUGCCCCUUGGUGGCGGUCUUGACAUGCAGGGCUAUGGGCUUGACGAUGAGGAAAUGUUGAGGCUUAGAGCGGAGAGAGGUGGAAGGGCCGGUGGGUGGAGUGUAGAGUUCAGCAGAAAGCGUGCACUUGAAGAAGCGUUUGGAAGUAUUUGGAUCUGCUAACUUACAUUUUUACAAAGGCAAUCGGAUUUUGGCACUUGAGUCCGAAUGGUAAACGAUUAAUUGUGCACGUUUAAUUCUUAUUUAGUAUUAACUGGAUUAUAAUAUUAAUUGUCUGUAGAUAUACCAGUGGGUAGAGACGAGCUUUGGUGAAUGCGACUGGUAAAUUACUGGUCUGGUCUGAUAUUUAGUCCUUAAACUUUAAAAAGUAUUUAAGAAUAAAGGUUUAUAGUUUGUGGUCAA